Pomacea canaliculata is the source of this 2715-nucleotide messenger RNA. RefSeq lists its product as uncharacterized. The coding region runs from base 460 to 2526 and encodes 688 amino acids. NCBI's taxonomy places the organism in Eukaryota, Metazoa, Mollusca, Gastropoda, Architaenioglossa, Ampullariidae. The record is from RefSeq and is a predicted model, not a curated record. The transcript has a single exon.
CGCCUCGUGAAAAUAGCGGUUUUGGGGUGUCAUGGUCAAAGUUGAGAUAACACCGUAUUUGCAUACUUUGACAUGUAUUAAAACAGAUUCUGGUAUUUUUCUGUUAUAUAAAGUGUGUUUUGAUGUUGCAUAAAUUCAUUUUUCACACCCACCCUCACCGAUUUUGUCUCGUCGCCACGUGCCGAUCCCGAAAAAUGGCCAUGUUUGAGCCUUGGUUACGCGCAUUCCAAACACACUAAGUCCGCCAUGUUGCAUACCAUUGUAAUCGGCAUUCUCUCCUCUUUAACAUUGUCUGAAUGAAAGAGCCAAGCCCAAAAUAGUUUCGAAUCCAUUGUGACGUUUGUCGAGUCACCUUUUCCGAGUUUGUUACCUUAUAUGGUAGUUUCCGGGGAAUAAUGUGUAAUCGCGCGAUCCGAUUGGCCUGUGCCCUUAGCGUCGGCUACUUCCUCUCACUGCAAAAUGGCUGAAUGUGCGUCUGCUUUUUCUGGUGCUGAUGAGAUUGCCAUGGAUUCCCGUAAAAUUCCUGUGAAGAUUAAGGCGAAACAGAAACCUUAUGGUACAGGAAAGCUAUCUCGAAAGGCCCAUAGCAAAAAAGCUGCUGCUGCGCGAUGGAAGAAGACGCAGGAACCAAUUUGUGGCGAGUCACAUGUCAUCACAGACAUCGAGUCGGCAAGCGUUUCUGACAACUUAACUGAUUUAACUGAAUCGACUUCAACUGACUUGAAUACAUCGACAGCUUCAACUUCCAGACGAAAACUGGCACUUUUAAAAGAGAAGAUAGGAACGACUGACGAGUUAGAAGACGGUAAUACUAGAGAGCGUUGUUUUAUCGAGUUGAAAACUUUAACUGACAUGUUCUCAUUUUUCCCUUGCCCUGAAUGUUGCGUUACAGGCAGUUUUGAAGUGUCUUUUGGCGAUAAAAUGGGUUAUUCCCGACAGAUUAACAUCAAAUGUCAGAUAUGCCCAUUUAUCAUCCAAAAAUACUCCUGUUCGCGAAUUCAGGAAAGUGAAAAAGUGAAUACAGGGUUUGACAUAAAUAAUGCCAUGGUACUUUGCUUUAACGAACUUGGCCUUGGUCACGCAGCCAUGCAAAAAUUUUCAGCUUUGGUAAACAUUCCUGGCAUGCAUCACAAAACAUACCAAAAACUGACCAAAAAGAUCAGCACAGCACACAUUAAUGUUACUGAAAUGGUCAUGAAAGCAUCAGCUGAAGCUGUGCGUGAUGCUUAUGCUGAAUUAGAUACUAAUUUUGCCAGUGAUGAUGAUAACGUAAAUGUUUCCAGCAGUGUCUCUUGCCAUGAUGAUGAUGAUGAUGAUGAUUAUAAAAAUGAAAAUGUUGUUUCCAGUAAUGUUGUUUCCCCCCUUGAUGUCAUGGUCUCUUUUGAUGGUACAUGGCACAAAAGGGGUUUUACUUCCAGUCAUGGUGUAGGGGUAGUUAUAGAUGUUUUGACAGGGUUAGUCUUAGAUUAUGAAGUUCUGUCUAAGCACUGUCAGGUUUGUAAAGUUGCUAAAGUUAAUGAUAUGACUGAGGAGGAGAGAAAACAAUGGGAUAUAAAGCACAAGGACUUCUGCACACUAAAUUAUGAAGGUUCGUCAAAGGCAAUGGAGAAGGAGGCAGCACUCGUACUAUGGGGCAGAUCAUUAGACAAGCACAACAUGCGAUAUACCAGUAUGCUGUCAGAUGGUGAUUCCACUGCCCACUUAGCAUUAACAACAGCAAAGGUGUAUGGCAGCACAGAGAUAAAAAAGUUAGAGUGUGUCAAUCAUUGCCACAAAAGGAUGGGAGCAGCCCUUAGAAAAAAGUCAACAGAGGAUAACUUAAAAGGGAGGAAGUAUGGAGCCUUAACAAAGAAAACCUGCACAAAAUUGCAAGACUAUUACAAAUUUGCAAUCAACAAACACCUGGGAGAUCCUGAGGAGAUGAGGAGAGCUAUUUGGGCAACAUUGCUACAUUGCAUGUCUACAGAUGAGGAACCACACCAUCUGAGAUGUCCUGAUGGUCCAGACUCUUGGUGCUUCUACAAGAAAGCAAUAGCUGCUGGACAAACCCCAGGAAAGCAUAAGGACAACAUAAAAGUUCCUCUUUCUUAUGAAGUUGCCCGUGCCAUUUAUCCUAUUUAUGAAAGAAUGUCUGACCCUAAUCUUUUAAGGAGGAUGCAGCAUGGAAAAACCCAAAAUGCAAAUGAAGCCUUGAAUGCAACCAUCUGGGCUAGAUGUCCGAAGACAACAUUUGUGGGUGCCACACGUGUGAAAUCAGCAGUUGCAUCGGCUGUGUCCCAUUUUAAUCAAGGCUCUGCUCAUCUCUCUCAGGUGAUAAAACAUCUUGACAUUGUUCCAACAGCAACCAUUCUGCAAGCCUAUCAAGAGCAUCAAGAUGAAAACAGAUGUAGGCAGUCAGACCAAGACGCCAUGCCUGAAGCCAAGAAGCAGAGGAAGGAAAAAGUACAGAUGGAAAAGCGAGCGGUUGCCAGGCAAGAAAACCAUGAGGGGGAAACUUAUGGUCCAGGCAUACUAGGUUUGAUUUAAAUUGCAUGUUAGGAUGGCUGGUGUAGCUUAUAAACACCACAAACUAUUUUUUGAAGGCAUCUGGUAAGUGUUAUAUGCAUAUUAAAUCUUUAAGCUUGAAUUUCUCUGUUUGCCGUUUUUGACAACCAGUCCUUAACUAUAAAAACCCAUAUCUCAAGAUUGGCUUGUGCUACAGCAGUAAAAUUUUGC